Messenger RNA from Varroa destructor (honeybee mite), 4592 nucleotides. RefSeq names its product mediator of RNA polymerase II transcription subunit 15-like. Gene Ontology annotation, biological process: regulation of DNA-templated transcription. NCBI's taxonomy places the organism in Eukaryota, Metazoa, Arthropoda, Arachnida, Mesostigmata, Varroidae. Gene Ontology annotation, molecular function: transcription coregulator activity. The record is from RefSeq and is a predicted model, not a curated record.
AGAUGACAGCAGCUACAGCAGGAGUUAUAAAAGCAACAGCUACAAAGAUAAGAAAAUUCUCGCUUAAGUUACUAUAGCUUCAUUACGCCCGCCACUGCUGCUGUUGUUACUGAACGCGACCUGUCGUCAGCCUUAUCGCAACCGCCAGCGUCGACGGGGCUGCUACUAUUGCUGCUAGCCACCGAUGCUGUAGAGUUCUCCGCCGCUCCGCGGCCACUACGAAAGUUACGGCAGCGACUAUUGCGAUAGCAGCAGCGUACGGGUCUCGUCAACACUGCACGGACGCACCCCCUUCAACAUUACGGCAACUCUCUCCAACAUUCGUACUGCCCUCCCUCAGCGUUGUUCACGCCAUCAGUUGUUGUUACUGUGGCUGUUGGAACUGCUGCUGCUGUCGAAUCAUUGUCGUUUGUUGCUUCGACUCUGGUAGCCAUUUGCUUGGCAAAGCCUUCUCUGUAGUUGACGGCAAGCCCUUUAUGAGUAGUAGCGUGCUCAGAGGGGGGUGACAGUAAAUGGGAGCAGCAAUGAUAGUGGUAACAACGGCACAGGUUCUGAGAGAAUUCGAUCGUUGCUUCUUACGAAAUUGGCCAGAUGAACUUAGAGGAAGGCUAGCAUUCAGUUAAACGGGAGACAAACCCGUAUUCAGUUAUACAUAGAUAGAGAUUGCGAUGGGACGAAAACCGAAAGAGUGUAACAUUGUGUCGAAUCUACAGAAUCAUAUAGAGUGUCAGCAACGACCAUUGACAAUAUUACUGCUACUAUAAUAUUAUUACUGUGACAACUGCUGCUGCUGCUGCUGCUGUUAUCAUUUAAACACACGUACAUGAUCGGAGAUCAUAUAAGCGACGACUAAACGAUCGAAAUGUUUAUACGAACGAGUGCUCCCAAUAGCCAAUGGACACCGUUGUGAGUGCAAUGAUGUUCGCCGUCGGAUGUGUAUUCCGGUGUUCGGCUUAUUGCGAGUGUAAGACAGUGGAGAUCGAACGGGGCCGGCUGAAGACCACUGUGAACGUAUAGUCCCCAGCAUCGUUAUGCAAUGCCUUAGGUGCCAGAGUCUUGAUACUGCAUCGACGCGUUACAGCGUUUUCAUAGCGACGUCUUAACGCAGAAUGAAACACUCCAGAGGGAAAAGACACCAUUAGAAAAAACGGCAGAUCAGAAACAUGACACAUGCACGUUCGUACAUCUCAAUGUUUGUAUCGUGUGCAACCGAUCGGUACCAUAACGACACCGCCACAGCAACGAGUUUCUGUCGAAUGAUUGAUUCUGUUUGAAACUACACCACGUGCUAUACUAAACAGGGAGCGCUAUUUAAUGAUCAUGCUUUACCACGAUUGCUUCUAAUAAUCUUAUUAGCUCAAAAAGGCUCGGCUCUAUCUGGACGUUCAGAGCCCAGCCAGUGGGCGGGUUAGCAAACCGAUUGAAUAACGCUUGAACGCAUAGGUCGGUGUCAAUUUGGCAAUUCGGAUUCGACUCAUGGACAAGAUGCGAAUGGUAUUGCAGCGGGACAAUUUUGCUUGUUGUCAGGUGGAGUAGUGACAAUUGUACCCAGGGAGCCGCGCAAAACGUUGGCGUUUGUGCAGCUAGCGGAGGAACCUGUACAGUGAUUUAGGUGAUACGGAGUGAUCUGUAAUGCGUACAAUAGUGUAGUUCGUGAACUCGGAUGUUUUCUCUCGGAUCAUUUUGAACGAUGCUUCUAACUCUUUGACAAUUAAAAACACGAUUUCAAGAAACCAUAUGAAAAUGAAAGGCAGAUCGAUUUCAUCGUCACUCCGUGAUUUGUGGCUUACUGCUGCAUAGACGUCUGUCUCUCCAAUCCAGCAGUGACAACUUCACUCAACCACGAAGUGCGGCUUGCCCCGUAACUUCGCACUCCAUCCCGCUAUGAUGUCUAAAAUCAUUUACCUCUUUCUGUCAAAGGGAACACAUCAUCAGAUUACUACUCCUAAACAGUCCCCUUCCGUCCUCGUCAGCAGAGGGAAUCAAGUGCUAGCAAGGCGGUCACGCAACAAGUGCACUUUACUCGCCAUCGGCUGCGAUUACCCAAUAAGGCCUUAUGCGUUGGAUGUAUCAAUCAGAAUUAAGAAGUUACCACAGUUGAAAACACAGAGAAUAAUGCAGAACCAUUUAAUAAUGUGGUACCCUACAUUAACUACCACCAUCGACGGUGACAGUUCGUAGCGAGGGUGAAAAACGGAGAUAAAGCUAACAAUAGGCAGAAAAAUAGGACUGCUGAUUGAAGCGUUCCACUAAGUCGUGACAGAUAGCACAAUGAACUGGAACUCGUCCGAGGGAACCGGGGCAACCGGAGGCAUGCCUACAGUAUCCGUAUCGAUUUCAGGCCAGGGUGCGACCGGCCGUGGCCUUCAACUGACCAACGCGACCGUCCAUUUGAACGGAUCAUUUGGGAGCACUUCUAGUGGCCGCGGAACACAGGUGCAGGGAACUCAGGGAACAUUUCGGCCCCCUGUACAGCAAUUGCAUUCAUAUCAACAACAGCAAAAUUCACAGCAACAGCAAAUAACGCUAACAACUAGGGGCCAAAUAUCGACGUUGCCAGUGUCCCAACAGUUGGGAAGUGGGGGAGGCGUUCGUGGAUCAGGUGGACACCCGAAUGUUUCCGCUAGCGUAAGCCAGCAGCAGCAGCAACAACCGAAUCAAGGGGGGCAAUACGGGGAGCCGACGCUGCUAAGUCUCCUAACGUAUUCAAAAAAGAAUCCUGGUUCUAUCAAUCCAGGAGCAAAUCAAGGGCCGGGCCCUGGAAGUCAAGAGGGUGUCGGUCAUGGGGGGCCCCAAGGCGGACCCGAUCCCAUGAUGGCGCUCCAGACAAUGACAAGCCAGCAGCAGCAACAACAGGCUCCCCUUCCAAUGGGCGGAGGUUCUAUGGGAGGUGGGAGUGUUAUGGCUCCUGGGGGUGUUAUUGGUCCUGGAGGUCCUAUGGGUCCUGGGGGCCCGAUGACUGGAGGACAAAUGGGUCUUGGAGGCCCUAUGGGAGGGGGUCCCAUGACUGGUGGCUCUAUGGGCGGCGUUCCCAUGGGUCCAGGACAAAUGAGAAGUGGCCAAUUGGGAGGUCCGUCUGAAAUGAUGCAGGCGCAACCUCAACAACCAAACAAUCCCCAACAACCAAAUAGUUCCAGCGGACUUAACCCAAUGGCAAUGCAGACGCCACGUCCCAUGAUGAUCAGUCAAGGUGGCGGAUCCAUAAAUCCAAUGAUGAUGAAUCAGCAAAUGGGAAGUAACGUACGUUCGUCACAACCCGCAAAUAUUGUUGGACCUGGUAUUGGCACCACAAGCCAGGGCAUGGUCGUUAUGGGUGGGGCCCCGCAAGCCAAGAUGCAGAGACCACAAAUAGCCCCUCAACAACCACAGAAUACCAUGGUCACAGGUCAGGGUCCAGUACAGUCUCCCAUGGGCGGCUCGCUAUCCAACCAAAUGACAGGAUCAUCACCAGCUGCUUAUGCGCAUUCGCCGUCGCCGGUUGGGGUCGGAAGCCAGGGUGGCUACCUCCGAGCGGGGCAGGUCGGUGCUCCUUCACCAGGAUCCGCUCUUAAUGCCCCUAUUGGCUCGGUGGCUUCGCCUGCCGGCUCGCAUUCUCAACAGCAUCCACAACAGCAACAACAGCAGCAAUCGCAGCAACAACAUGGUCCUGGAAGCCAUGGUCUGGUUGGAUCUGCAGGAGGUGUCCCCGGUCGCAGCGCCGCCGAGGAACAGGUCUAUCUCGAUAAACUCAAACAACUGAGUAAGUACAUCGAGCCCUUACGCCGAAUGAUUGCGCGCAUCGAUAAGGACGAAGAUCGCCAGAAGGAUUUAAUACGGAUGAGAUCACUGCUAGACAUCCUGUCGGACAGCAGUCGCCGAUGCCCAAUGGAGGUUCUUCUGAAGUGCGAAGGCGUCCUCGAAAAGCUCGACCUGGGUCCGUCAGUACCUCGAGAUCACAUCGGCCAUGUGCCAUCGGUAACCUCGAUGGCUCGGCUACAAAACGAUAAUCUUUGGCAGCCAUUACUAGACGCGAUCAACGCGAACAUCAAGAGUCCUAUGUUCAAUCAUACUUUACAGCGGGUUUUCGGCCCACCAAUUACGAUGCUGACCGGAGCAGCAUAUUUACGUUCAGCCCCUUCGCCACCAUCGUCUCCGCCGGUGAAGCGACGUCGUGACGACAUGGUCGAGAUUCCGGAUGUGCUUCAGGGCGAAAUCGCCCAUUUAGAUCAGAGAUUUAAGGUGCAGCUUGAUCCGGUUCAGCAUAGCGGGUGUCGCACUGUAAAUCUCAUUUGUCAACUAGACGACAAGACGCUACCAUGUGUCCCCCCGAUCUCCGUUGCCGUCCCCGAAAAUUAUCCAGAUCAUCCACCGCGCUGCAAUGCCAACCGGGCUCAAUACGCAAGCACAUCAUUCCUGUCCGAUAUAUUGGAUUCUCUUAGUUUGCACCUGAAUAAGAUGCCAUCGCAGUACUCAAUCACGUCACUACUCGACACGUGGGAAAUGUGCGUUCGACAGAUCUGCAGCAGUGGAAACAGCAGCAGCAACAGCAGUACAAACCAAGUUACGAGACAGCAGCAAGCGAUCUCCUCUUGAAUAUAGUGAACUUGCAGGAA